This is a messenger RNA of Colletotrichum gloeosporioides, 777 nucleotides long. RefSeq lists its product as uncharacterized. The coding region runs from base 1 to 777 and encodes 258 amino acids. Lineage: Eukaryota; Fungi; Ascomycota; Sordariomycetes; Glomerellales; Glomerellaceae. The transcript is spliced from 4 exons. Gene Ontology annotation, molecular function: phosphatidylcholine lysophospholipase A1 activity. The record is from RefSeq and is a predicted model, not a curated record.
AUGGCCAAGGAGAAGACGCUCCGCAUCUUUUGCUUCGGCGACUCGCUGACGGCCGGGUUCUCGGCGUACGGCUCAGUCUACCACCCGUACUCCAUCGCUCUCACGCAGAAGCUAUCCAAGGACUUGUCAAACACGCAAGUCAUCGCCACCGACAACGGCAUGCCGGGAGAUGUCGUCACCCAGGGUGCUUUUGCACAGCGGUUCGCGAGCGAAGUGAACUCGGUAUCAUUCGAUCCGGCCGCCGGUAAAUCGGUUCCAACGGUGUACGACUGGGUUAUUAUCCUGGGCGGCACAAAUGACUUGGCAUAUAGCGUGCCUCCAGAGAAGAUUUUCCAGUCUCUCUUAGCAGUUUAUAACACAGCCCUUGAGAAGGGAAGCAAGGUUCUUGCGUUAACAGUACCCGAGACGGCCAUUAAGCAUACGAAGGUAGACGCCGCGCGGAGUCAACUCAACUCUGCCAUACUCUCACAUGAAGCGCCAAAUUAUUACGCCUUUGAUCUCAACGCCAGAAUCCCCUACCACGCCCUCCCAGACAGAGAGCGUAAGAAGUACUGGGACGACGGAGUGCACUUGACCCCGGCAGGCUACGACUGGAUGGGCGGCCACAUCGCCGAGGCGCUGGGCAACUUUAUCGAACUAGAGCGCGACCCCAGCUCGCGCAGGUCACGACGCACGAAGCGGUACAAGGAAGAGGACAUCUCCUUUGACGAGGAGUCGGGCGACCCACGAUCACUAAGUGAGGGAUACGUGGUCGUGCGGAUGAGAGACUUGGAUUAG